AUGAAGAUGGACAACAACCUUCUCACGGCAAUGGUGGAAAGAUGGAGAAAAGAAACGCACACAUUCCACCUCCUAGGGGGAGAGAUGACGAUUACGUUGAAGGAUGUAGCCAUGCUGACAGAGCUUCCAAUCGAUGGUGAUGCAAUAAUAGAAAGUUCACAGAAACCAUUGAAUGGCUGGGGCCAAUUUAUAAGCGAGCGUUUAGGUAUCAACAUCCCCGAGGAAGCACCAGAAGGUCGUCGUAUACCACCUCUACACAAGUCUAUGCUAUUGAUACCUUGGCUAGUGAGGACCGCUGGAGAAUUACCGGAGGAUGCCACGGAUACUCAGAUAGAGAGGUAUGCUCGCAUCUACCUGAUUUGUUUGGUUGGAGGAUUUUUUUUUUCCGAAUAA
Messenger RNA from Linum tenue, 393 nucleotides. The record is from the annotation of a GenBank genome assembly. NCBI's taxonomy places the organism in Eukaryota, Viridiplantae, Streptophyta, Magnoliopsida, Malpighiales, Linaceae.